This is a messenger RNA of Neospora caninum, 9099 nucleotides long. RefSeq lists its product as hypothetical. The transcript has 11 exons. The record is from RefSeq and is a predicted model, not a curated record. Lineage: Eukaryota; Apicomplexa; Conoidasida; Eucoccidiorida; Sarcocystidae. Bases 1 to 9099 code for a protein of 3032 amino acids.
AUGCUGUCUGUUCGCUUCGAGCUCGCGACUUCGCUGCCCGACGGUGGCGUGUCGCGAGAAGAGGCGUGCCACGACUCCUUUUCUGCGCAGGGAAAGGCUCGUCUCUCGGGCUCGAGGCGAGAACUCACGGGGGACGGACCGGCAGGAAAAGGAGAGAAACGCACCCGCGAAACCGACGCCUGCGCGACCGAGGCGACCGCCGUCGAAAAGCAAAGCGAAGGCUCGGCCAAGCGGCAGCGACUCUGUGUGGUUUCGAGACCGCAGAGACCGCCUGCUAUGGCCGACACCGGGGAAGGAAGUUCGCUUCUUCGCCUUCUUUUUAGACGCAAGUUCACGCUGCACUCGGGGAACGAAUCAGGCACAACAGCCGCGCGAAGAGACACCGAACCGGCUGAGACCGAGACACGCAGUUGGAGGCUCUCAGACCUCACGGAUGCAGAAAACGUGAGAGAGGCAGACGCUCUUUCUCCUGACAGAGGACACGACGGGAUCCAGGGCGUUGCGCCCACCUCCGCUGCUUUCCCAGAGAGGGUGAACUCGCGCGAAUCGUUCCGGAACCUUCUCGCUUCUUGGGCGUCUCUGGCGUGCCAUGCUCCGCGGUGGUGUGGCUCUAGGCGGCGCGCGAGCUCCGAAAAAAGCCCGCGGUCUCCAUCGUCCCGUGCCUCUGUGCAGGCCUCCGCCUCUGCCUCGACUGGAUGCCGCGGAAGACCCGCGAGACUCUCGGAGCCGUCUUCUUCGCAGCAGCGCGAACUGCAACUCAGAGGCCUGACUGCUGACGGCAGCGGACUUGGGCGCAGCGAACAGCAGAGCUCCGUCCGCGAGAUCAACGCGUCUCUCUUCCUGGACGAGGACAGCCAGGAGGAAGGUGUCGAACCCGCCGUCGCAGCAGGGCGGCGAGGGCAGGUUCAAUCUUCCACACGCCCCCGCGACUCCCAGCCUGUUGUUCGCGACGCUCUCCCUGUGGAAGGCCUGCCUGUGGGCCUUCCCCAGCUGCUUGUCCUUCUCUCCAUCAGCGGAUCAGGCGCGGCCUCUCUCCACCUCGUGGUCCUUCCCACCUGCGCUGUCGUGCUGUCUUUCCCACUCCCCGCCACCGCUUCGCCGCCUUCCUCUUCGCCGCCUUCCUCUUCACCGCCUUCCUCUUCGCCGCCCUCCAGAGACUGGGCCGCGCGUGACCCAGUGUGGAGCCCGUGCCGCGCGGCGGGGAAGAAAGGAGACAGAACGUGCUGGGAAGAGACGUACACGGAAUACCUCGCACAGCUAGACGGCGACGACCGGGACGAACAGCAUAAACUGGCAGGCGCCGCUGCUGUCUUCGAUGAAGAGACCCAUGAAAUUCUUUUGACGAUCGCCACGUGCCGAGCCGGCGUCUUCGUCUUCUCCAGCCGUCCUGCUUCUUCCUCGACCUCGGGCGCGCCCUCCCCGUGUUUGUGCUUUUCUCCGGUUCUGUGUUUGCUGCCUCGACCGCAUGCAUGCGCAGCACUCGCCCCGGAAGGAAAGAAAGGGAGCGUGGAUUCGACGUCGAGCGCCGAAGGAGAUCCACUGGCUGCCUCGGAGGACACCCCCCGGUAUCUUCUUCUGGCGAGCAUUCCCCGAGUGCCGAGCAGCUGCGUUCGGGUCUCUUCUGUGUCGGCGUGCUCGAAUGCGGCUGAACGGGCGCGUCUCUCGCUGCUGGGAAGAAAUCUCGGCGCGGAGACCCGCGACGCUUCGGUUUCGCAGGGGAAAUCCGUGGGUUCGUUCUUCCUGUCGACUGCCCUCACGUGCCGAAACGCGUUCUGCGCCGCCUGGAAACCUCUUGUGCUGUACAUCCACCCUGCGGCCUGGCGCGUCGCCGGUUCUUCGCCCCGUACGGGUUUGGCCUCCACUCUUGGCACGCCGGAACACGAAAGAAGCGCAGACGCGCCGACAGAGGGAGAGAGGAAAACCGAGCGCGAAGAGACGAGACAGUUCGUCGUCGCCCCGCUCUGGGCCCCAACAGCCAGGACGCCCGGCACUCCGUCGAGCCGCGAGAUUCCCGGCAAGAGUCGCGAGGAGACCGCCGACUCAGGCCUUCCGAUGGCUGUCCCUGCAUGCGCCACGGAGCUUCACGAGGCGCUCGGCACGCUCGCGGGAGCGGCUGGGCGUGGUCUCGCGGUGAGUCACAUCCUCGCCGCCAUUCCGUACAUUCCGUUCGCCGCGCACGGCUCGCCGUCUAGUUCUCCAGCGGCGCAGGCGUCGGCUCUGCGCUCAGCAGACGCGCGGGUGUUGGCCGCUCUCGCGGAGCGGCAGGCGAGCGUUGAGCUGGCCCCUCAACGGUGCCUGGAGUACGGCCUGUGGCUAGUUGGGCGCUGCGCGGAUGGUCGGCUGGCUGUGUUGCAUGCGUUUGUCGUGCGGAACAUCUCUGUCUCGGUUCGACAAAGGCGUCUUGGGAGCCUCGCCGCCUCGCCCGCUGCGGACCAGGAGCGGAAAAAGAAGCGCGCGCCGCACUGGAGCUGCGGGUUUUGCCGCCGGACCUCGGCUGCUUCCGGGGUGUACUUACACCCCGAGGUCCAGCUCGUCAGCAGUCUGGGCAGCUUCGUGUGCGACGGCUGCCGCGCGGCAGAAGUGGUCUACGUGUCGGGGCUGCAGCCGCCAGCCUGGCAGCGCGUCGGCGAGCCGGGAGCCUCGAUGGUCUCCGCGCAUGUCUGUGCCGAAACGCAUGCACUCGCACUCGUGUGGCUGCCUCGGCCCGAGUGCAUGCGGACCCUCCUGUGUCUCCAGGACAAUGUUUUCGGAGAGCCGCUGGAGGGCCGGGGCGCGUCGCGGCGCCUUCAACCCUCGUUCCAUAUGGCGCUCUUCCCCGUCCCGCUUGCCUGCUUGCGAAGCGAGAGUCGAGGUGCGCGAGGAAAGUUCUCGACGCUUCAGCGAGAAGACGCCAGUGCAGCCGCGGCGACGGGGGCAGAGGACGGCGCAGAGGAAGAGAAACGCAUCGAAGCCGACUCUGCGAGACACGCGAGGUGGAUCCGUGGGAAAGCUGCUGCGGCAGGUUCGCCAGGAAUUGUCGCGGGCGUCGAUCUGUCGGCGCUUCUGACUCGGCAGUCGCCUCUGUGCUUCCCAGCGGUUGCCGUAGAGGAGAAAACAGGCGCCGAGAAGAAGGACAGGAAGCGUGCAGCGAGGCGAGAAGUGGCGACAGAUGAACGCGACAGAGGGAAGGUCGCGGGCGAGGCAGAUGAGGAGAGCGAAGGAGAGGAGCCGGAUCCCCGCAGGGACUUGUCUCUUGCGAGAGGCGAAGCAGGCGAAUCCAAAGAAAUAGAAGCCAUUCUGUGGGGUCUCCUUCAGCCUCUCACUCCUGGCGAACUUCGCAUGAAGAGUCAAGUGGGGGGACAGGCGCUGCGCGCGAUCGCACAAAGCGCUGCGUCCGUCUCGCCACCGAGCUUCUUGCCGUCUCUCGCCUCUGCUGCGUCUCCAGUGCCAGCAUCGCUGCGAUUCCUCAGCUUUACGUACACCCCGCCGAGUGCGGCGACGGCGCUGCUUCCGGUUCCUCAACCUCCGGAACAAAACGGCGCCGGAAAGGAGACGUUUCAGUCUCCUGUUCGCGACGACGGCGAGAGCCCGCACGAAGGAGUAACGAGGGCGGCCGCCCGAGCCUCGAAAGCAGACGAUUCGUUUUCUGCCGUCUCACCUCGCCUCUUCGCUCUGCCCGACAACCCCGGAUGGCUUCGGUGCUUCUCGUUUACGUUCGCCCUCCUGGGCGUGUGUGGGGACCAUGCUCGAACCCCCGCGCCCCCGCCGUCUGAUCUUUCUUUGCCGCUUUCUCCUGCGUCCGCGUCUUCCUCUUCUUCAGCCCGUUCUUGGCCCUUCCAAGACACCUGCGGAGUACAUACACCGCGGUCAGUCAUUGGCCACGAAUGCGAGAGCGACGCAGACAGCAGAGCGUCGGCGGCCCCCGAUGAGCAUGGCCGGGGCGCGCCAUCGGUACACCUUGAGAGGCAGCAUGGAGGGCGUGCGCGAGAAAGCGAAGAGUUCUGCCUGCGCGACGCUGCGAAUCCCGCGAUCGACAUAGAGACCGAGUCUGGAGACAGUACGGGAAGGCCUUUUUGCGCCUCCCCGAGCCUUGUCAGCGUCUCUUCAGAUUCGUGGGAAGGGGACUCCGAGACGAACAACGAAGAGAGCGGACGGCAGAGCCCGCGCAGCAGAGCCACGCUGUGGGGUACGUACACUCGAGGGUGCGAGAAGGCGCACAGACACCGGACGGCCGUGAUGGGGGAGGACGACGGCGGCACGGAAGGAGUCGGAAAAGCAGGGGAAAGCCUUCUUGUCGCCCUCGUUCUGCAUGCAGAGGCGGAAGAACUGGCAGUGCGUCAAGGCCUCGAAAGACGUGCUCUCGACAUCUUCACAACUCCGGCCGUCUACUGUCGUCCCCUUCAGUGUCUCGGCCUCCUUCCGGUGCACAUACGACCGAGCCAUCCCCUGGUGGCUUUUGAUGUGCUGGCCACCAAGGGCGCGGUCACGCUGCUUCCUCGCGAACGCGGAGGUCCCUUUUCGACGCACGCUUUUGACGGCGAAAAUGCAUAUCAGGUGUUCGAGUUUGGCGUUCAAGAACCGGAGACAGUGCGGCCCGCUGACGCGUUCGGAAGCCAGCCGGAGACACGCGCCACCGCGUGCUGCAAGUCGCCUUGUCCCGCCCCUCUGUCGACUGGUUCGGCCUCGGCUGCUGGCCAGAGCGACCGCAUUCAAGUGUACAUCCACCCCACAGACCAGAGACUCCUCCACGCUCUGCUUCAGGUGUACGUACACCGGGGAGAGGCGGCUGCUCUCCAGCGUGUCCUCCUGGCUCCAGCUGCAGCGGGCAAGAGACGCCUCGGCAAAACGGCGCCGCGUCGCUCGAGUGUCUCAGAGUCCGCGGGCCCCCGGGCGGAGGCGUGGGCCUUCAGUGACGCCUUUGUUCUCCUCGUUGCAUCUUGGGCGCUUUCGGAGCUCGACGCGCUUCUCCUGCUUGACGCAGUCCCGCUUGGUGUCACGGUCUCUUCCUCGCCCUCGUCGUCGUUUCCUGUUCUCCCCGACUUGCUCGAAGCGGCGCUGAGGACUGUCGACCUUGCGGAGGCGCGUCGAGAGGCCUCUGGGGCAGCACGUUUGGAGACUGCGAAGCGUUUCUCGGCGCGUGUCGCAGCUCACUUGGCUUCUCAUGCGAGCGGCGCAGUCCGCGCCUCCACGUCUCAAAAAGAGGCUGCAUGCGCCACUCGCAAGGCAACCGAGAGAGACACCAAGGCCUGGGCGUGGUGGCGGCUCAUGAAUCCGAAGCAGCUCUGUUUGCUCCGGGGCUUGGAGGCCGUUCUGAGUGCGUGUUUGAUUCGCCUCACUGACAUGGUCUCCGCUUCCUCUGCGCCUCUUCUUCUUUCGUCGACUGCGCCGUGUCUCUCUUGGCCUCGACAACCGAGUUUCGCCGACUCGUCUACCGCCACAUCUCCCUCGACUUCUACCUUUGCGACCCCUCUCCCUUCGCCUGUAUGGUCUCCCUCUUCCUCUUUCGCUUGUUCUUCCCAUGCCACACGUUCUUCCUCGUCUGUUCCGGGUUCUUCGAAGGCUGCGGCUGGGUCUGUGCUCGAUUCGUCGGCGCUUCCUUCCUCGUGCGCGCAAGGCGCUGGCGAAUCUCAAGGCGAGAGGCCUGUUGGAGACACGCAGCGCAGGAACGCUGCAGACGACGCAGCCCUGGAAGGCGUUGUUCCUCUGCCUGCACUGAGUGCCUUCUUUCGACGCACGGUCUCCGCCCUCGCUCUGCUGCAUGCAGUCUUCUGGUGGGCUAGCCGGAGUCCCUGCCCCGAAGGCCUGGUCGCGGGCGAGGCAGAUUCAGACACCUGGACAGUUGCCUCGCGCGCGUCUCCGCGUCGCCCCGCGGGGAAGUCGAGCAGCCGGAAGGAGACAGGUCGAGGGACGGGCUGGCGAGACUCCCGAGGCGCCGCACACGCAAGCUCCAGCCGGACUGGCGAGGCAGAGCAGGCCGAGAAAGGGAAGCGGCCGUGGGGCGAGAUCUGCGUCGAGAGGCGAGACAGAAGCGCGCGCCUCGAUGCAGAUCUCGCCUCAGCCGUGCACCACCUGCUCGGCCUCUCGCGCUUUCUCGCCCUCGUCAGCGGCGACCGGGAGUCGCACGAGGAAGGCGAGGCUGAAGCGUUGCGUUCAGUUCCGUCUUUUCUGCAGCCGCUCUGGCUUCUGGCGUGGCCUUUCGAGAUGCGAAAGACGAACCGAUCGACUCGCAAGCGCGAAAGCCCGCCACGCGACGCGCACAAGAAACACUUGGGCGACCCGACUCCCCGAGAAACUGCCGGCGAGGCACGGCCGUCAGAAGAAGAUCUUCGAGGGUGUCGCGAGGGUGUUUUCCGCUAUCUCUUUGCGUCUCUGGCGUGCAGCAAGGCAUCGGCCUUGGGGGACAGUCCUCUUCUUGCCGCUUGCAGUGUUUUGAAGCGAGAACCGCGAGCACUGGCGCGGGGCCGGGUUCACGUGUCGAGAGAACCCUCGGAGGACCGUUCCUGCGAAGGUGCGGAUUCUCGGGAGUCGCACGCUCUCGCCGCGUUGCCUGUUUCUCCUUGCGAUCUGACUCUGGAUGCAUGCACGCGACUGCAGUUCGUCGACCUCCUGAAAGAGGUGGUGUUUGGGACCGACGCCGACGGGGAAGACCGCGGAGACGAUGCGGCGAGCGACGACCGCGUCUCUCUCCUGCGGGACGCGCAGAGACUCUUCUUCCCUGCGACGUUGCAUCUGCUCGGGGCGCUACCGCGGCGGGGCCUUCUGGGGCGGAGACAGCUAGGAACGUGUGGGGCGACGCCAACACAACCGAGAGAAGAGGAAGAAGAGGAAGAAGAAGAGAAGGAAGAGAAGGAAGCGAGAGCAGAGAAAGAAGAGAAGGAAGAGAAAGAAGAAGAGGAAGAAGAGAGAGAGGGGGCAGGCGUCUUUGAGAUUCUUGCUCUUCUCUGUAAUUCGCUCCUCUACUUCCAGCAGGCUAUCAAUCUUUAUUCCUGGGUCUGCAGGCGAGCGACUCGUUGUUCGGUUUCUUCCGCGUCCGCGUUUCCUUCUUCUUCCCCCCCUCUCGUUAACGUUAUCCUCUCCUACCUCCUUCUUCUCUCCAGCGAGGCGUCGAGGGUUGCUCUGGCCACGUCACACAUUCCGCUCUCGGCCAUGUCUUUGUCUCGUCUCUCCUCUCCCCUGUCUUCGGACCCGUCCCCGCUUCGCCCUCUUUCUUCUCCUUCGCGACCGUCCGCUUCUUCUCCGUCCUCUCCCUCUGCUUCCGCAUCGCCUGUGUCUUCGCCCUCCUCGCUUUCCUCUUCUCUUUCCUCUUCUGUUCGUUCGUGUGCCUCUGUGCGACGACUUCAAGGCCUUCGCACGCUGGCUGUGAAAAAGGCGGGCGUUGCGGCCGAGAAGACGGGAAGAAGUUUGUGGGAAAAGAACGAGAGAACCGUGGAGAGCCUGCUCGCCAAUGCGCAACUCCGGCGGGCUGUCCGAUGCAGCGUCCUCGCCGACUUGCUGGCGGCGUCACCGUUUCUCCUGCCCAAGGAGCCCACGCAGCGCAGAACGCCUGUCUUCUCACUCUCGUCGGCCUCUCAGCGCCUCCCCGCGUCUCACCACCUGCGGGCGGAGUUCAAGCCCCGACACCGCGACGCGGAAGAGGCGCAAAAGGACACAAAAGACGCUGGAAAAAGGCGAGAAGAACGCGCAGACAAGGAAGAGGAGGACGCGAGGUCCUUACUGCACGGCAGAGAUGUUGUCAGGCUUCACGUUCUUCUCUCGCGCCUUGAGAACGAAACGGAAGCAGAGAUGUGUGAACGUGCAAGCGGCCGUUUCGCGCGAUCUGUCUACCCCGAAGGAAGCGGAGCGUCUCGGCGAACAAAGUCCCUUGGCGCCUUCCCCAACACCCUUUCUGCCCUCGCCCAGCUCGGCGCCCUGUUCGUUUCGUUCUCUCCGACGCCGCACGCCCCCGCCGACGAAGCGCCUUGUCGCUCUUCUCUUGUCGCUACCCACAAGCAUGUCUCCGAGAGGCCUGUCUCUUUUACCGAACUGGUGCGUGUGUGUCGCGUUCGCGCGCUGUCGCACCUCAAGGGAAUUCUUCUGUCUCUCCUCUCUGUCCUCGACUCCGAGCAGUCUCUGUUGUCUCUGUCGGCUGCGCCGAGCUUCUUCCCCCUCGUCGCUGUCCCUCACCUCCCCGCCGUCUCUUCUCUCUUCUUCCUCUCGCCCGUCUCCGCCGCCAGCGUCGCAGGAGACUCCCUUCUGCCGUCGCCCUUUGCGGCGUUCUCUGGGGCGCGUCUCUCCACGAGCGCAGCCGAGGCGGUGCGCGACGCAAACCUGCGGCAGGCUGCAACCCUCUCGCUCCUCCUGGCGCUCCGUGUCCCCGCGAUGGCGACGGCGAGGACCGUCCUCUCAUGUCUCUCUUCGUUGUGGGGCAGCCCCGUCUUUUCCGGAAACGCCUUGUCUGUGGCGGUCGAGGGAGCGAAGGAGCAAACCGCGGGACAAAGCGCACACACAACGCAGAGGCAAAAGGCAGGGCACGAGACCUGGCCCGCGUUCCUGCGUGCGCUCCUCCUCGGAUGUCUGUAUACCGGAACCUUCCCGGCGCUCUUGCGCCACUGCGUCGGCGACAGAACCGCCGCAGUUCCGCUUCCCGUCGUUUUCGCGGUCCUCCUCGAACUUGUGCGCAACGCGCUUCGCCCCCAGGCGCCGCUCGACGCUUCUUGCCCGGACGAUUCGGGAGGCGCGUUCUGCCGCAGAAAUCCGGCCUCCACCAGCGCGCGCAAAGACAGCCCGAACGCUCAGAGUUUCGCUGCCUCGUGUGUCCCGCGACCCACGUCGCCUGGCGUUUUUCCCCCCGUCCAAGACAAAGCGGAGGAACGCCUCGUCCUCGCUGCCGCACGGGCUGUGAUGGAAAUGCUAGUCUUUUGCGCAACCUACACGCGGAACCCGACGGCGCAGCAGGCGGAACUUCUAUGUGCGUCUCCGUGUGGCGUGGCGCUCUUCGCCGAGAACGGCCUCGAAGAAAAGAGCGAGAACGAAAACGUCUUCAUCCGGGCGGGGGAGGCCUUCCUCAAGAACGUGCUUCGCGCGCGAAUCCUCCCGGAGAACGCCGUCCAUUCGCUGCGUCGUCUCUUGAGCGCGUCGUGA